This is a messenger RNA of Paramecium tetraurelia, 9122 nucleotides long. RefSeq lists its product as uncharacterized. The record is from RefSeq and is a predicted model, not a curated record. NCBI's taxonomy places the organism in Eukaryota, Ciliophora, Oligohymenophorea, Peniculida, Parameciidae. Gene Ontology annotation, molecular function: chloride channel activity. The transcript has 7 exons. Gene Ontology annotation, biological process: chloride transmembrane transport.
AUGAGUUAUUUUUCUUUGUCGCCUUCAAGUGAAAUACUUUCUCAUCAAAGUAAGGUGUAAAGCAUCAAUAAUUUUGAAAAUUUUGUUCGAUCGAAAAGGGAAAGGGAUAAAACUAUUGACAAUAAGUAGGUUAAGGAAUUCAGAGUUAUUGCAAAAUUUCUUUAGAAAUAUGAAAUAUAUGUGUAAAUGCUUCUUGGCAGAUAAUUAUCCCAUAAGGAUGAAAUGAAAUUAAGUUAGAAAUGGAGCGAUAAUGUUGAUAGUUUUAAUGAUUAGAUGUUGCCAGACGCUAUUUUGAGAUUUCCAAACCCUGAUUUUAAAAAUUGCGAAUCAUAUGAUACAAUGACAGCAUUAGAAUCUAUGCUCUAUAUUGAGAGAGUUUUGAAAUUAGAUAGAAAUAAUAUUGAAAAUAAAAUUUUUUUUAAGGCUGUCGAAGGAGUAUUGACAAAUCUUGAACCAAAUAAAAUUUCAAGGGUCAGAUUCGCAUUCACCUAAAAUUCAUAAUUAAAAGCAACUCAUUAAGAUUUAUAUUUAUUGGACAACAUUCAUUAAUAAAUAAGUGAAAAUAAUGAACCUAUCUAUGAGACCAUGUAGAAAAAAUAAACUGACACUCAAAAUCAUUCACUGCCUAAAAUUGACAUGCUCAAUAAGUUAAUUUCAAAUUUUAAAGAAUUAUUAAAUAAUAAAACUGACUAAUAAGCUAAUAUUAGAUAAAAAUUAAAUGAACUUUUAGAUGUAGACUAUAAUAUUUUGAAGAGGAUCUCACCAAGAAAAAUGAAAAAUGGAGGAUUUCUGACUUUCACUAAUGGAACAUGGUCUCGAAAUUAAUCUGAUGCUGCAGACUUUCUUACUUUAAUGAGAAAUAUCAUUAUUGUCUAAUUAUUAUUAACUGGAUAUAAUGUAUACAAUUCAAUUUCAGAAGAUGGGAAAUAUAUAUUUUGUAAAUUGUAUGCAACUGAAGACAAUCUUAAGACAAUGGCUGAAAAACAGAAAAUGAAAAAAAAAUUAAACUUUUGCUUCUCUGAUCUAUUUUCUUUAGAACCAGUUGAUAAAAGCUUUCGACCUUUAAGAUUGAACAAUAGAUUAUGGAAGCCAGAUGAUUAUGAUGAUUUGACAGAUAUGUUUCUUUAUUUAAGACCAAAGAUCAUAAACCUAAUAGAAGAUAUAAAUUUCAAGAGAGUUGCUAGAGAAGUAAAUUAGAGUAGAAUAAGCAAUCAAUUAUUUUAAUAUGGCAAAUUGGAUAUCUAGGAUGAUGAUGAGCUGCCUACUGAUCUCCAAUGGUUCGCAUAUUAUUAAUAUCUUGUCCAUCUUGAAAAAGAAUUAAGAAGUAUUAGAGUUAAGAAUGUAAUCAACAGCGAUAUAGCAGCUUUGAUAAACAAAUAGUUAACACCUUAUGAAUUAUACAUAAUCAGAAACAAUAAAAAUGAUCAAGUGAAGAAAUUAACAAAACAAAAUAUCAAGGAUAAAUAAAAUUGGUUCCAUUAAUAGGAAGUCAAAAAGAUACAAGAGAAGGUUUUUGAAGUGAUUUAAGAAUAUUCUAGAUUUUUCGUACAGGCUGAUAAGGUCACCACUAAAUUACUAAAAUUAUUCAAACAAGAAAGAUUGGCGUAAAAGUACUUUAAAAUUUUUGAGGAAGCAUUAAAAGUGGCAAAUUCGGAAGGAAAAGUACUUUUUAACUUUUGGGAUAUGAUACAUUUCGAAAGAUUAGAUUCAUAUGUUAUUUUUACUAAACCAACCAAAACCUGUUCUACAACUAUGAAAUACUAGUACAAGAUGUGUUGGUGUAAAUAUCAGAUAAAUGAAGAAAAAAAAAUUUCUUUGUUUUCUUCUUCAGAACGUUUGAAGUUGGUAGAAUAGUCAAUAGAUUCAUUAUUUUAGAUGAAUGAUUUAAUAAGCAAGAAAGUUGUUAUAUCCCUAUUCUGUGUUAAUGAUCAUUAUGAAUUAUUUGGACAUUAAACCAUUCACUAAUAAGAAAAUUUAGACGAAGACUUUUAUAGAAGGAAGAUGUAUCAUCUUGAAUACGAAUGGGCAUUCAAUAUAGCCAAACCUUGGAGUACUCCGAUAAAUCAAAUUUGUGAAUAUUAUGGUGAAAAGAUUGGACUCUAUUUCUAUUACACCACUUAUUAUACAUAAAUGUUAUUGAAAAUUGCCUUUAUUGCACUGGCAUGUAAUUUAAUUUAAUGGGUCAUAUAAGAUAGUGAAAGUGAUCUCUACUAUUUAUUAAGAAUUAUUUUUGCAUUUCUCUAAAUCCAAUGGACGAAUCUAUUUGUUGUACUUUGGUAAAAGAAGUAAUUAAUAUUUAAUAUUUAAUUUGGUUAAACAGCUAAGGAAGAAAUCUAAAAACAGAGGAGUAAUUUUAUAGGAAGUUACAAAAGAUCUGUUGAAAAUGACUACAUGAAUUCUAUUGGAAUUAAUUCAUUUGAAUUGUUUACUCGUAUGCUAUUUGCUACUUCUACGUUGAUAUUCAUCAUUGGAUUAUAUGCAGCCAUAAUGAUUGGUUUGUAUAUACUUACAACAACUCUUAAGGCAUCAUUUCAGAAUAUAUAGGCAUUGUAGAGUGGAUUCUUUGAAAUUCUAGUCACAGCUUCCAUAAAUAUAGUAAUAAUUCAGUUUUUAGAUUAAGUAUAUGAUAUAAUUGCUAUUCAUUUGACUGAUUUUGAAAAUCAAAAAUCAGUUAAAGAUUAUGAAGAGAGCUUUAUAGUUAAAAAAUAUAUUUUGUAUUUUUUCUCUUAUGUUGGACCCUUAAUUGUAAUUGCAUUCUUGAAUGGACCAUUCGACUUGUAUUGCAAGGAAACUAAUUGUUCUGAUCAUGUUUAAUAUCAUUUUGCCACUAUGAUUAUAUGGAUAUUUAUAUUCAAGACUUUCAAAAUUAUAAAAUUACUCUAUUAUGUUAAGAAGAUCCCAAUAUUUAAAUAUACCUUCUAUGAAAAUGAGAUCAAUAAGUAUGUUGAGGAACAAUCGAAUAGAUAAAAUUAUGCUAAAAGCUAAGAGAGAUAUGGAACUUUAGAAGAUUAUAUGGAGAUCUUUUUAUAAAAUACAUUGCUGUCUAUUUUUGGUUAUACAUUCCCUUUUAGCUUUUUUCUUCUAUGGGUUUAGAAUAUUGCACAAAUGCAAGCAGAUAAGGCUAAAUUUAUUUACUAUCUUCAGAGACCCUGGCCUUAAAAUAAUUCAUCUCUAGGAGUAUGGAAUAGUAUCUUAGAGCUAAUUAAUUAUGUUUGUAUUCUAACAAAUACAGGAUAAAUGAUUAUAGAUUAUAGUUUUAAGUAUGGAGAGGAGUUGAUUUUAAUUUAUUUAACAUUCUUAAUUAGCAAUUUUAUGAUGAAUUUCAUUAUCAAUGGAAUUUUAGGAUAAAUCCCUUUUGAAUUAGGUUUGUUUUUAUAAAGAUAAAAAUACUUAAUUAAAAGUACUAUUGAAUAAUUUAAAAAGACUCAGGCAAAGGCUCUAAUGAAAAGUCAAGAAAAUUUAAAGAAAUUUCCCUUAUUCAAAGUUUUUGGUUCAUCAAACAUUGAAAUUAAGGGAUAAUUUGAAACAAUUAGUUCUGAAGAUGAAUUAUUUGAUCAUUACGAUCUGAACUAUAUGGAAAAGUUUUGCGAAGUAUAAAAAAAAGACAAAUUAAAAUAAAAUAAGGGUGUAGAAAAUUACCCAUAAAAAACUUUUAAAAACAUUGAAAAUAAUUAAUUAAGAUCGACAAAAAAUAUAGAAAAUCAUCAAAGAAGAACAUUAAUAGGAUCCUUUCAAAAGCUACCCUUAGGGUCAAUUUAAAAGCUACCUAUUGGAUCCAUAUAAAAAUUACCUUUAGGAUCUGUUUAAAAAAUUCAGGAAUCUAAAUAAACUUUGAGUAUUGAAGAUAAAUUUGGAAAGCAUAAAUUCUUGUUUAAAGAAGAAAAGGAGAAUAAAAAAGAAUAAAAAUAAGUUGUGAAUAGAUAAAUUAGUGCCCUAUUUGAUUAAGUAAUGUCACAUUAAACAAUUUCAAAAUAUUUCUAACGUAGAAAAAAUAACUACGUUUUUGAAAUAAAAAAAUGGAAAAGGUCAGACAAAAAAAAGUUGCAUUCAGCAUAAGAGUUUUUAUAUUAAAAAGUACUAUUAAACUCUCAUAGGUUAAUCUGGUCUGACCUAAAGAUUUCAUGUAGAUUUGUGUAUAUGAGAAGAAAGACUUUAUACCUAAGGAACCUUGAUUAUAGAAAAUUUACUAUCUUCAAAAGGAAUUAACAGGCCAUUUAAGAGCUAUACAAAGAAAAGGCAAAAAAUAAAUUUAGAAAAGAUUUCAAAUUACUUUAGAAUUCCAAAAGAAAUACAAAUCAUAUAAAUAUUAAAGAAGAUAUAGAGGAAUUAAGUCUCUUGAAGAUAAAAUAAAAGAACUAUAUCAAUAAACAUACUUGGCUCAAUAGUAGAAAAGUCUUACUCUUGAAAGUCAAAGGAAUUUGGUUUAGUUAAUAUAGAAGAUUAUGCUAAAGGGUUCCUUCCUUUAAAAUAGCAUUAGAUUUUCUCUCUAAAGCCAAAUUAAUUGAAAAAAUUAGAGGAGAGACAGAUCUUAAAGAGAAACUUGCGAAAUCUCUAGGAGAUCCAGCAAAAAUCUAAUAUAUUGGACUAGAUACUUUAAUUACAGGAUAUCUAUCAUUACAAUAUAAUCCCAAAGAUAGAUUUGAAAUUCCAUGUACAACCAGAUAAUUCAAUAUAAUUGAUUACUACAUCAAUAAAAAGAAAUCAGACAUUUUCACAUUCAUAGUGGAUAGUUUUAGGGACACUUACAUCUUUGAUCAUUAAUACUAAAAAUUGUAAUAAUUUUCAAUGCAGUAUUUUGAAGAAGAACUAUUUCCUAUUGAAAACUUUAAGUUGAGAAGAUAAUUAAAUAGUACUACUUGGAUUAGUGAAAAUUAAUAGGGGAGAAAAUUCUUAAUAUAAUUUUUGUAAAUCAGGCAUGAAUAGUAAUUUAAAUAUUAAAGGCCUAAUUACGAGAGCUAUGGAGUUUGUUAUUUAGAGGGAGACCUCAACAUUCGACUUAGCAAUUUAGUAGAUUAGGUUGAUGACUUCUAUAUAAAGGGAUAUUGUGUCAUAAAAUAUAAUGUAUAUUCUUAAAUAACUUUAAAAUAAGUAAUAAAAUAUAGGUUUAUUCAUGGGAUACAAUAUAAAAUAGAAGAACUCUAUGAAUUUUUACAUGCCUGUCUCUAGAUUAUAAAGCAGUAGAAGUGUGGAGACAUAAAUUUAAGUAGUUUUGUGUUUCAUCAAAGAACCUAUAUAUUAUUCAAAUCUAAUCAUAAUGAUGAUGAUGACUUAAUCAACUUGGCAUAAGUCAUUAUUGAAAUGAUAUUAUUAAAACCAGUCCCUGAUGCAAUUUCUGGGUAUUCUAAAAUUACUAUAUCCCAUCCCCUUAAGCCAAUACUUUAAUCAAUGAUUUACGAAGAUGUAUAAAUUGAUGAUUUACUCUAUAGAAUCCCUCUUACAUCUAGUUUUGUUGAAAUUGACGUAGAGGAUGAGAUUAAAAUAAAAGAGAGAAAAAAAGAUGAAGAUAUUAUAGAUUUCUUAACUCUCUCGAUUCAUUAAAUCAAUUUGAAUUUCAGAAUGAAAUAAUUUAAAGAAGCCUUAAAAGAAAUUUAAAAGGCAGAAAUUUAAUUGAGCAACAAUAAAUUUACAUCUGCAACUUCAAUUGAAUAGGGGUUUUAUCGCUAUUUUAUAACAAAUCAAUACAAAAUUUUGACUAGUCAUUCAGACAUCUCUUUUACAUUUAAUGUUCUCUUAAUUAUAUAUAUUAAAUUUGGCACUUUAUUGUAAAUGAAGUUUAAUUUUAUAUAAGAACUGGAAAUGCUCUACUACGCUUUGAUGCGAUCAGUUGAAAGCUUAGAUGAUUUAGUUAAAUAAUUAACUCUUAAUGUUAAAUUAGAGUAACUGACAAACACAGAAUAGAAGAUUAUGUUGAGAAGAAAGUUAACACGAUCUAAUUCACAAAUAGACUUAUAAUCAAAAGAUAGAUUACAACUUAUUAAAGAAAUUAGAAAGAAUCCUACACAUAUCAAAAUAAUUACCAAAGUGAAAAAGGAAUUAUAACGAUAUUGCUUAUAAUUUCAAGCUUUGCAUUCAUUAUAUCUCUAUUUCAAUUAGGAUUUCGUUUAUUCUGCCUAAAUUUUAGAGGAUAUCUAAACUACCUAGACUAUGAUUAUUUAGGCUUAAACAAAAAUCAUAUAGGUUGUUGAAGAACCUGAUGAUUUAACACCUAAUUAAUUUAAUUUUAACCAAUAAUCCCCCACUUUAGAUGCUGCUUUGAAGAUUGCUUAAGAGGAUAACUUUGAAAUAUAAAAAGAAUUUGAUGACUCUCCUAAUUACUGUUUACAGUUAUUAUAUUACAAAUAUUUAUAAUUAAUUGUGUGGUUUGAUGGAGGAAAAGAAACUUUUCAUAAUAAUUACAGUGACUUCCUAAAAGAUCAAGUCAGCUCGCCUGUCUAUGAAUAUUUCUCGUCAUAAUUGAAGAUAAUUUAAAGAUACGAAAUACCAAAAGACUAUAUUGCAUUUAAUAAGGAAUGUGAAAUUGGAAAAUACAUUGUAAUAAGCAUGAAUAAGUGGAUUGAAUAGUCGUACUUCAUUCCUUCCAAACUAGAAUAUUGUAAUGACUUUCAAUUGAUGUGGAAACAAUUGACAUCCUAUAGUGUAUUAGAGUAAUCAUUAGAAAACAGACAGAUACUAAUUAAAUUAUUAAACUAGAAGGAGCAAACUCUUCCAUACAUAUUAUUAGAACUAAGAGCCAUCCAUUAACUUCUUCAUUUAGAUAAUUAUGUUCCACUUCAUAUAUCUUUGAAUCCGAAACAUAUUAACACAAAGAAUCUUAAUAGCAGUUUUGUUAAAAAUAGCUUAAUAAAAAGACUACAACAAUUGCAUAAUGAAGUCUCGAUUGAUUCAGAUUCUUGGUUUCAUUCUAAAGGAUUAUUGCAAUUUAGAUUAUUUUACAUUUUAUCUCUGUUUUUCUCGUUUUCUAGAAAGCAUUUUGAAAAUAUGAUGGCAGAAGAUUCUAAUUUAUUAUUUUUAGGGGAAAUGGCAAUGAAACAAGCAUCAUGCUAAUCUGAAUCAGAUGCAAAAAGAGUUUAAGCAUCUUAAAUAAGAAUGAUGACAUUUGAUGUAAAGGAAUUGAAAUCUGAUCCAAAGCCAAAUCAAGUUAAUAAAAUACUAAGUUCAUAUUUUUUCAUAAGGGAUUUUAUCUCACAAAAUGAAGAUGAUGAUCUCAAAUUUUUGAUAGAUAAAUAUAAUGAUUAAUUGAAGCCAUCUUUAAUUGUCUUGGCAAUCAUUCAAUACUAUAUCGCUAUUGAUCGUAAGGACUUAGCUGAUAUAAUCAUUUUAUAAACCUUCAAAUUAAUUGAGUAUAAUGUGAGUCUGUUUGACUAUGCUCAUCCUACCUUUAAAGAAGAUCUGCUGUUGUUAUAAAUAAAGGUUAAUGAGGAAAAAUUGGUUCACAUGGAACCCUUUGACAGACUAUUUAAAAGGAAAGCUGAUUUUAGAAGUCUUACAUCAGAUGUUUUAUUAAAUUUAUAGUAUGUGAUAUAUAAUUAGUUCUUUCAUCUAGAUAUUUAAUUUAAUAUUGAUAUGUUGGAGGAUUAAUUUAAGAAUUUCAGCCAAUUGCCACCUUAAUAUGAUAAACUAAAAAGUAUAUAUUAAUUAUAUCUGCUGUAUUUGCAGACUACGCAAGGAAACAUUAAUUUGGAAGAAAUCGAAAAAUUUAUAAAAAUAGAAUUUAAAUAGAAUACUGCUUAUUCAGCAAUAAUUAAAAAUAUUUUAGUUAGAUAUUAUAUUAAUAUGCAAGACUUUGAAUUGGCCUUACCCUUAGUCUAAAAUAUUUUAGAUUACCUGUAUUCUCUAAAAAUAUUAUCAAACUUCGUAUUAAAAUAAAUUAAUGAAACCAGCUAUGUUAUUGAAAAUAAUGUGAAUUUCAUAUCAUCAAUUGUGGAUGUUUAAUUAAUUGAAGUCCAUCCUGAAGAAACGGAUGACUAAUAUUUUCAUAUUAUUGAUACGUAGUUCAUACAGGAGAAUUUGAUUCAUUACAUAGAUAUUAUUACUAAUCUAUAAGAUGAUACUCAAAAAUACCCCAAAAUAUAAGAAAUAUUUAAGCUCUUAUUUGAAAUAUCAGAACCGACAACUUAAAAUAACCUAUUUAAGGUGUUAUCGCAAUUAUUUUUAUGUUAUUCACAACCUGAAUACCUUCCCUCUAUUUUCAAUCAAGUAUACAAAAAUCAAGAGAGAUAACUCUAUACAUAUCUGAAUCAAAGGAAUGGCUUAAAAGAGAAAAUGAGUCAAUUAAUCAUAAUUAAUGAACUAAGCGAAGAGGACAAUGCCAAAAUGACUGCUUAAAUCAAUGUUCUGAAUUAUCUAAUCACUAUAUACGAAAGUGUGAGCAAAGGCAUUACUCAAACCACUAUUUUAAGUUGGAGCAUAUAAGCUGCUGAAAAAGCCAUGAUUGGGUACAAAAUUUAAGGCAAAAACUUUUAAUCUUCAUGUCAUUUCAUAUACCCUCAACUGUUUCUAUAAUUGUCUGAUUGUUUUGUAAGGUUAGGGUAAAUUUCAACUGCUUUGAUACAUAUUGAUUAGUCUGAAGAAGAUUUGUUGGAUUGGUUCCGUUAAAAUAAACAUCCUUUAAAAGGGUUUUUCUUUAUGAAAUAAGCUCUCUUAAGGCCCCUUUUAACAGAAUUAUUUACUAAAUAUACAGCUUUGUUAAUGGAGUUGUAAUAGAUUAAUCGAUUAUAAAUUUAUGAUAUUAUUCGUGCUCUAUUUUAAUUCAAUAAAAAAAUUUUACAACUUUUUGAAAAUAGCUAUGAUUAUCAAUCAUUAGAAUAUGGCUUAUUAGCUUAUACUAAAUCUUUAGAUUCAGCUGAUAAAAUCACAGUGGACAUAUUUGAAAUGUAUCAAGGGAAUGAGCCAAUUUCAUUAAUGAAAUAAGUUAUGAAGAUUUCUCCUUAUGAUAUGACAGGAAUAAAUAUUUUAAUUGAUGCCUAGUCCAUUUUUCAAUUAUUUAAUUAAAAUAAUUAAUUUACUAAAAUAGUCUAAAAAAAAAUAGAAGAGUACAUUUGACUUAAAUAAUUUAAUUCACUCAAUUUUAUUAUUAUUAAUAUGAUAUUUAUUUAUGUAAUAUAAUUAAUCACAAACUUCGU